AUGAAAAUCCAUGAAGUGGGGAAAAGCCACAGAUGUUUCUUUUGUGGAAAAUCAUACGCACAGAAAUAUUCUUUAAAUAUACAUAUUAUGAGUCAUACGGAUGAGAAACCAUUCACUUGCUCUCGUGAACAAGGACACUUCUGCUUAAAUAGCCCGUGGAUGCUGGGAACUGAGGAUGCAAAAAGAAUAUUGCAAGAUAUAGUAGAUGAACUGGACAUUGAUGAAAAUGAGUGUAUCUCUUUGAAUACCGGGCAAUUACCUGAUUUAUCAUCGGUCUGCACAGAAAUAUUCAAUAGAAAUCAAAAACCUUACACAGAUUCCAGUGCAUCGAAACAAGUGACUUCCGGGACUGGUCUACAAAUCGGUUCAAGUGCGGUCGUAUUUUCGGGAAAAUCUGAGGCUUACGACACACGCACCGUAAGUGACGUCCACGCAGUUCCUGGUCCUUCCCGAUUGCCCUUCAAUGAAAGGAAAGGAAGUGUGUGUCAGGAGAAAUUUCAACCCAAGCCAUUUAAAUCAGAGACUGCUGAUGUAAAAGUGUUCACUUCCAAUGUUUGUAAAAACGUAUUCAAACUAAAAAAUAGUUUUAGAAGGCAUAUGCAAAUCCAUGAGGGAGAAAAAAAACACAGAUGUGAGUUUUGUGGAAAAUCAUUUUCGAGAAAGUAUAAUUUACAGACUCAUGUGCGGACGCAUACGGGUGAGAAACCGUUCACUUGCAGUGUUUGCGGGAAAAAAUUCACACAAAAAUGUAAUUUAAAGACGCAUAUGAAAAUUCACAAAGGACAAAAUUUUUCAUGUGAAGAAUGUGGAGAAUCAUUUGAUCUCAUGUACUCUUUAAAGAAGCAUGCUCGCAAACACACAGACGAAAAACUAUAUGAAUGCGACACCUGUGGAAAACAAUAUUUGUAUCAAAGAAACUUACGAAAACAUGAGAAGAUUCAUGAGCAGAACAAUCUAUGA
Molecule: messenger RNA, 960 nt
Organism: Argiope bruennichi
Lineage: Eukaryota; Metazoa; Arthropoda; Arachnida; Araneae; Araneidae
Product: gastrula zinc finger protein XlCGF8.2DB-like
Exons: 2
Coding region: 1-960 (319 amino acids)
Cellular component (GO): nucleus
Source: RefSeq, a predicted model, not a curated record